Molecule: messenger RNA, 462 nt
Organism: Cyclocybe aegerita
Lineage: Eukaryota; Fungi; Basidiomycota; Agaricomycetes; Agaricales; Hemipholiotaceae
Source: the annotation of a GenBank genome assembly
AUGGGCUACCACGUUGCAAUACUCAUCCUGGCGUAUAAAAGACCAGACGACGCGCCGGUGCUGCCAGUGGGUUAUGUGAUUGCGCCCUACCUUUUGACGGCUUCGUGGCUGGGCGCCUUCAUCGCAAUGACCAUCGUUCUGUCGUGUCGGGACUUGAAGGAAAUGACCCUGUUCAACUUUCAAAUCGCUGUACCGCAAGCCAUGAGGGUCACACAGAAGAUUCAGAUUAUGCUGGAUCCUCUGGAGUGUGUUAUCCUUGGAGAUAUCGCAAUCAGGAGCACCAUUGACCGCCGGCGAGCUCGCAGGUUCGAGAAGGAACGAGAGCCGAUGUGCUCAUCUCCACGCACUGGUAUCGGCGUUCAAAUCCUCGUCUCUCAGGAGUUGGUGACCCAGACUCCACGAUAUGCACGAACUCUUACGAAGAUCAUGGACAACCGAACCGGACAGGAUAGCACGAGAUAG